ACACAUCUCUACAGCUCUAGGAUGUUACUGCUGUUUCAUACCCUACUGCUUUUGGACGGUUUGUUUGCUGCAGAAACAGUCGAGACAGUGACAGUGAUUGAGGGAGAUUCUGUUACUCUAUACACAAAUCUUGCUGAAAUACAGAACGAUGAUACGAUACUGUGGCUGUUUGGACCUAAAGACUCUGUCAUUUCUCAAAUAACGAGAAAGCAAGACCUGACUUCAUUUUUUGUCACUGAUGGCGUGAGAUUCAGAGACAGAUUGCAGGUGAAUCAAAAGACUGGAUCUCUCACCAUCAGAAACACCAGAAUCAGACACAUGGGACAAUAUAAACUCAGCAUCUCUAGAAAAAAUACUACGACCAAGAUAUUUGACGUUAUUGUUAUUGGUGUAGCUGGUGAGACGGAUGGAGUGAAGUCAAUGUCAGUGAUGGAGGGAGAGUCUAUAAUUCUACGGAAUGAUUUUUCUGAAGUACAGAGAGAUGAUCUAAUAGUCUGGAGGUUUGGAGAUAAAGGCGUCCUCUUGGCUAAAUUUGAUGUGGAAAAUAAUGACACGUCAUUAAACAAUGCUGAUGAGAUAUUCAGAGACAGACUGAAGCUGGAUCGGAAUGGAUCUCUGACCAUCGAGAAGACCAGAACUACAGACUCUGGACUUUAUGAACUACAGAUCAGAGGCCGUGCGAGCUCACAGCGAUUUCUGGUUUCUGUCAGUGAUUCAGAUCCAUCUCCAGGUCUUAUAGCAGCAAUUGUUGUUGCGCUGGUUUCGGCUGCAGUUGCAUCCUCUGUUGUGGUUUACUGUUGCUGCAAGAAAAAAAAAGUGGGUUCCACAGGAGAAUAACUGAAUGAUUCAUUGACUGUAGAGAUGCCACUGCUGAGAUGAGGUAUGAGUGAAUGAUUUGUAAGUCACGCCCACCAAUCACUGUGACAUCAUCAGCAUUUCAGCGCAACAAGAUUUUUCAAAUCUUACGAAAGGGAAUAAUGUGUGUCAUCGAGCUGUUAAAUUCACCAAGAUGUAAAACUUUUUUUUUUUUUUUUUAGAUGAACUGGGAAACUGGUAUGAAACUCUUUCAUUAUUAACUUAGCAACUGGAUGCACAUCCCACUUAUUUUAUUAAGUAUUUUUACAUGGAAGGUAGAAAUAUUAUAUCUCAUAAUAUAAAUAUCUCAGAAGCUAUUUCUUGCUUUAAAAUAAUAAUAAAAUAAAAUAAAGAAUGUUCUUCCACUAUAAAGAAUCCAUUGUGGAAUGGAAAGGUUAUAUGGAAGUUAAAUGUUUUUCUAAGAAGAACAUAUGACAGGAAAUAACACAUUUUUUAGAUUUACAUUUAAUCAUUUAGCAGACGCUUUUAUCCAGAGCGACUUACAAAUGAGGACAAUCGAAGCAAACAAGUGCUAUGUCAAGUCUCAGUUAGCACAGUGCACCUAGGUUAGCAAUAGAAUAGAAGAAUAGAAUAGAAUAGAAUAGAUAGAAAAGAAUAGAAAAUAAUAGAAUAGAAUAGAUAGGAAUAGAAUAUAAUAGAAUAGAAUAGAAUAGAAUAGAAUAGAAUAGGAAUGUGCUCGUAUUAGUCAGGUGCUGGUAUAAAAAGGUCAUUUUUAAAAUCUCUUUUUAAAAUGUCUUCUUUUUAAUCAGUGUAUUCAAAUCUUUCAAUAAAUGGUAAUGGGGGGGGGGGGGGGUACAUGUAAAUACACACACUGUUACUGUUUUACGUCUUUUGUCUCUUAAAAAAAUGAUCUAAACAGUACCAACUUAGAGUUGUUUGGCUUGUAACAAUAGCGGAACCCUUUCUGAUGCUAAAUAGAACACUUUUAUAUAAGGUACUGUAAAGAACCAUGCUUGUAGUACCUGGUGUUAUAAAUACUCUUUUUAAUAACAGUUAAUUUUUGUUUAUCAGUAUUUUU
Molecule: messenger RNA, 1894 nt
Organism: Carassius gibelio (silver crucian carp)
Lineage: Eukaryota; Metazoa; Chordata; Actinopteri; Cypriniformes; Cyprinidae
Exons: 5
Coding region: 22-837 (271 amino acids)
Source: RefSeq, a predicted model, not a curated record